UUUGACAGUUAUUGGUAAAACAGUUUAUGGGUAUGUUGAUUGUUGUUGAGUUUAGUUGUGCGAAGUAUAAGAAAAAAUAGUAAAAGAGCCGUUAUUGCACAUCUAGUUAGUGCGGAAAUAAUUGAGAAAAUGUGGUGAAUGUGCUGGUAAAUAAGAAAACUGGUGGUGACAAGCAAAUGUUUAAAUGGAAGCAUCCUCCAUCAUCACCCAGGUGUCAAGAGACGAGGAACAUCUGAAUAAUUAUGCUACUGAAAAAGGUUCUAUCUCAACACAAGAUGGCACCAUUGACCAACUCACACAACUUCAGCCCACAACUAUCACCACCUCGAAGAAAAGCUCUACCAAGAGCUUCUUCCGUUCACUACUAUGUUGCCUGCGCCCGAAGAAAUCAAAAACCCCCAUUUCGGAUCAAUGUCUUGACGGGACCCAGUGCGUUGACCAUAGCAGAUGCAGUUAUCUUCUCAGUCCGCCACGACAAGAGGAUAUACACAAGAAGUGUAUGGUUAUAGAUCUGGAUGAAACAUUGGUACAUAGCAGCUUUAAACCUAUCAGCAAUGCAGACUUCGUCGUACCAGUAGAAAUAGAUGGCACAUUACAUCAAGUGUAUGUCUUAAAGAGGCCCCACGUAGACGAAUUCCUUCAGAGGAUGGGAGAAUUGUAUGAAUGCGUUCUCUUCACUGCAUCACUGGCGAAGUACGCCGAUCCCGUCGCUGACCUUCUAGACAAAUGGGACGUGUUCAAGGCAAGAUUAUUUAGAGACAGCUGCGUCUUCUAUAGAGGAAAUUAUGUUAAGGACUUGAACAAGCUGGGACGAGAGUUGCAGCAGAUUGUUAUUGUUGAUAAUUCACCUGCUUCCUACAUAUUCCAUCCAGAUAAUGCUGUGCCGGUAGCGUCGUGGUUCGACGACAUGAACGAUUCAGAGCUGCUCGACUUGAUCCCGUUCUUCGAGAAGCUCAGCAACAUGGACAAUGUAUACACAGUGCUGUGCAACUCCAAUCAUCCGUACAAUAACAGCGCACCCGCGCAACUCAAUGGUCCCCAAAACAUUAACCAUGCCCUGAGAGGACCGCAGACCAAUCAUUCUCCGGCAAAAACGUAGCGAUCGCUUAUCAUCUUUCAGUUGGUGGUUUGUUAUUGAGUUUGUUUAAUAAUUAAAGGUCGUAAGCAGGGUGAAUGACAACAGAAUGGUGGGAAAAUGGUAUUGGGCAACCAGGCUGUACAGUAGAUAAAUUUUCAUUUCCUUUUGCAAAAGUCGGGUACCGCUAAGUAUUGUGACAAAACGAACGUCACCUGCCAACGUCACUUGCAGCAGCCUUCUAGAAACUACUCGAAAUAAACAGAAAGUACUUCUCAAUAGGUCAUAAAAAUCAAAUGCAUUUUUUUUUGUAUUUCUAUAUAUAGCUUCUUUAAAUGCAAAUACAUUUUAGUGAUGUUGGUAGAUGAUGUUUUCUAAUGCAAUUAACUGUAUGUGUGAUAGAUUAGUGAUUUUGUGCCAAGCUGCAUUCUUUGUGCGUAAAAAUCAAAAAUAUUUUAUUUAUAUGACGUACUUAUAUGCAGGUUACUUUUAAUUCAUAAUUAUUUGACAACCAGUGAUACCAAUUUGUUAUUAUUCUAGUGGUGGACGGCGUUAUUUUGGAACUGUUACAAAUAGCAUAUUUUCGGUAUGGGUCUUGAAAAUAGUCUGUAUAUUUUGUAUAUAGUUGAUGUCUGUUGGAAGAAUCCAAUAAACCGAUAUUUUUCUAUUGCACUGUUAGAAAAAACAGCCAAUACCAUUUCCCCGCUCGUAUUUAAAAACUAUAGUCUUACCGACUGGAGACCUGUUUUUAUUUUUUAAUUUUUUAUAUAACAAAAUUGUGUGGACGUAAAAUUGUUUGACAUUGUGUAACAAUCAUUUGUAUAAUUAUGAACAAAAACGUAAAAUGAAAUUGAGGAUUCUCAUUUUAAUUGUUACUUUUUUCAUAUUGGGACAGUUGAGGCGAGGACGUAUUUUUCUAUGAAAGAACUAUUGAUAUUUUUAAUACUUAGUAAUUGAUACAACUUACAAUGAUUUUUCCACAAAUAGACCUGUGAUGUCCUGUUAAGGUGUAUAAUUUUUUGGGUAAACGUAAUUGAUAUGUUUUACAAAGCAGUCAAGGAAUUACUUAAUAGUCACCAGUAACCAACGAUUAAGAUUACGUUACUUUCAAAAUGAAAGCUUUAUAUAUUAUUUUACGACAUAUGCGAUGCAAUGCAAGACAAAUUUAUCAAACCUUUCAUAAGCGGCUAAUAAAAAAUUGUGACAUUUUUUGAUAGGGGUUGUAUAAUAUGAGCGAUCUGCAUUUGAUUUUUGCGUUGUUCCCAGAUAUUCCGUAUAUUUGAUAAUAUAGGAGAGUUUGUUUUUUCAAAUAUAUUCUGUGCAUUGUUCGAUUUUUAAAUUACCUACCUAAUUAAUCCUGAAUAUUUGUAAUGUAAAACUCCCUUUACCUAAACGUAACAGUUCCAGAAAUUAAUAUCGUAAUAUCAAAUUUUAAAAUGUUCAUUUUGUACUGUAAUCAAUUUGAAUAAACUCACCUAAAAUUAUUUAUUGAUAAACAUCAGGAAUUUUCAAUAGACGUUCAAAAUGAUAUCCAUUUCUUUCCACAAGGUAAGCCAUCCGAUCUUUAAAGCUACGAUAACAUUAAAUUUGUAAGAUAUCCUCCUUUAUUAUCCUUAUAUUUGCUUUGCAGAGAUGGUAUCUUUUAGUUCGUGAAUUUUGACGAAUUGUUUUGUUUUAUACAUACAAGUGUGUGUAUGUGUGUUUGACAAAAUUAUACAACUGUAAACACAUUAUUUAAAUUUCAAUUAAAUAGCAUAGUGAGGAGCAGCUCCAUCCUGUUGCUACCAAAUACCAUAGUUAAAGCUAUUGCUAUUGUUUAAAAACUAUACAGCAAUAAAGUUUUAAAUUAAAAGAUAUGAAAAAUACAUGUUGGAGAAUAGCCUAGCUAGCUCACGAACGUUUGCUAGAUGUUUUGUAGUAUCUCCAAAUUAGUUUGACAUUUAGAUUCCCUUAAAUGCAUAAAAGACCAAUUAUUAUUUUAUUGGCAAUCAUUCCGAUCCAUACCUUAAGAUCCUAUGGAUAUUAAGAAUGGAAUUUAUGCAGCCACCGUGGAUAAUAUCGAUUAUGCCUAAUCGAUUCCGCUAAUAAAAUCAGUUUCUUUUUUCUGCAGAGAACAUAUUAUAUACAUAUGUAUUUUCAAAAAAACCCUGUUACCAUAUAGUGGUGUAGGGCGAGAACAUAACAUUAUUUAAAUUUAAAACAUUUGGACCGUUUCGUUGUAUCACAAAAUUGAACACAAUUAUCAAAAUUUACAUCUGACAACUAUCUUUAUUAUCAUUAUUAUUUUUGAUGGAUUCGACCGUUACUUGAUGGAAGUUCAUUUUAUCUCACAAUAAAACACUGAAAACUUUUGUUUUCUAUACUUCCACAAAAUUUAUUAUUUACAACUAUGUGACUACAGCUGCUUCGGCAGAGUGCCUUUCUCAAGUGAUAUAAUUUACAAUGUGUUUGCCUUUUUAAGUCUCUAACUGAAGAGAUUGAGGAGUGGGGAGCUGUUUGUCUCGAGUUGGUCAUUCAGAAUUAUGUAUAUCUGUAUUUUUCAGUUUAUUAAUUUCCAUAGAUUCUAAAAAAGAUAGCUUAAGGCCUUUAUUUUGGAUAUGGAGAAUUUGAAACUCUUCAUUGAAAGAAUGAUUAUGAUCUAGAAGGUGAAGUGCGUAUGUAGAAGUCUGUUUUUCUAUUGUUGAAAGCCCUUUUGUGUUCUGCUAUCUGUUUGUCAAAAGUUCUGCCAGUUUGACCGAUGUAAGUUUUCGGACAGUCACCACAAGUUAGUUUGUACACACCACUCUGUAGUUGCUUUCUCUUUCGACUUUUAUUGUUCUUAAUAUAUUUGCUUAAGUUGUUGUUAGUUCUGAAAGCUGGUAUUAUUCCUUUCUUUUUUAUGUAUCUGGCUAUUUUUGUUGUUAUCUUGCCAGUAUAUGUGAGAGAGCAGAAGGUACUGGGUUCUUUCUGUGGUGGUGGAUACACUAAUUUCAGGGCUUUCUUAUGGAGUUUUUGAUUUAAGAUUUUGUUAACUGUUUGUUCGUUAUAGCCGUUGUUUACUGCUAUUUGUUUAAUGAUGUUUAGUUCUAUCUCGAAGUUAUUUUUUGUCAUGGGAAUUUCUGUCAGUCUAUGUAUCAUGCUAUGGUAGGCUGCUAAUUUGUGUUGUGUAGGAUGGGAUGAUGAAUUGUGUAUAGUUGUAUCAGUAUGGGUAGGUUUAUGAUAUACGGAGAACUCAUGUUUGUUGUGUAGUCUGGUAAUCGUUACAUCUAGAAAGUUUAUGGAAUUAUUCUGUUCUGUUUCUAUUGUAAACUCAAUAUUACUAUGAAGUGAAUUAAUGUAUGAUAGAAAUUGGUCAAGUUGUCUGUUAGUUCCUGUAUAGCAUACUAGUAUAUCAUCCACGUAUCUCCACCAAUAUAAGAACUGUUUAAAUACGCGAUGUUUAGAAAUUGUUGUUUCAAGUUGGUUCAUAAAUAUAUCUGAUAGUAAUGGACUUAGGGCAACUCGAGACAAACAGCUCCCCACUCCUCAACCUCUUCAGUUAGAGACUUAAAAAGGCAAACACAUUGUAAAUUAUAUCACUUGAGAAAGGCACUCUGCCGAAACAGCUGUAGUCACAUAGUUGUAAAUAAUAAAUUUUGUGGAAGUAUAGAAAACAAAAGUUUUCAGUGUUUUAUUGUGAGAUUAUUAUUUUUAUUAUUAACAUAUCACGUAAAAUUAUUAGAGCAGAUAUGUGUAAAAUAUGAAGCUAUCUGUCUUAUUACUCUAGUGUGAACCUUCUUAUAACAAAACGCACACAUAUAACGAUUUGUCUUCAGCUUUUACAUGUUUUUAAGUCCUAAUUUAGGUAAAUCUUUUACUGCAUCUGUUCUUUAAUUACUAGCUGUAACAAACAAAAGUUCCUUAUAUUAUCGGAAAAACAGAAGGUUUGACAGCGCAAAUACCAUAUAAAGACCGAUAGUAUUACACAACCCCUAAAAAUAAAUUCCAUAAUUAUCAUAUUACCGCUUCUGAAAUAACUGAAGCAUUACAUUUGGCCUAUUGCCAUUAUAUGACAGUUUUACUUUCUUAAAAUGUACAGGAUCAGUGAUUAAUUAUGUUUUACGUUACUGUAUAUCAUCACAAAACCGUGAAGUGUGGAAACAAUUGGGGGAGACCUAUAUCCAGCAGUGAACGUAAAGUGGUUGGAUGAUGAUGAUAACAUUAUUAAUUUCGAUUAUAGGUUCUUCGCUGACUUUGAGCCAUAAAUGCAAUGUAUUUAUAAUUACAAAUUUAGUUAACAAAUAACUAAAUAGUAGUAAAUCCGUCUGUAGUUUUUUAAAUAAUUUUCAAACAUCCGUGUUUAGUCCAGAUUAAGGAUCUCAUAUAUGACUUGUAAGACCAUGUUUAUUUCCAGUCCAGACCAGCUUAAAAAUUAGGGUUUUAUGUCUGGUGAUUGGACUGUACUACACAUUUUUGACAAGGUGAUUUUGAACACUUGUGUCUUUUAAUAAACAAAACUAUUCACUGAAUUUAAAGUAAUCGUCAACCUGUUAACAAUAAUAUAGCUGCUACUUGGUGCUUAUUCAUAUAUUACUCGUGUUUGUAUUCUUAUUGUACAAAAAUCCAAGUGAUUGAUAUAAGAGUAUCAGCAUGUGUAUUGGUUAACCGAGUCAAUAAAGAUAUCUAUUUAAAACAUUUUUCUAAAGAUUUACUUCACUAUUGACUCAUAGGAUCUAUUUGUUGGGAAUCUUAAUUGUUAGCUAUCAGUAGUCGAUAACUGUCAAAGGUUAUAUCAUUUUCCAUGGACUGAACAGCAUUAUAAAGGUUUUCACGUCAGAACUCUCAAGAUUUUUGAUAUAGUACCAAUGUUUGUAAAAUUAGUGGCCUUUGUGUUGUCAAGACGCUGAUCAUAUUGAAUUUUAUACGAGUUUUUUCCGAAAGAUGACGCCACGACGCAGGAGAGGUGGCGCCAUCUGACGACAUAUCAAUUGAAACAAUUUUGAUAUUCUAUUGAAUGGCAAAAAAGUAACUGAAUCAAUUUUAAGAGACUUUGACAAUGGUAGGUGGGGGUUUUCUGCCUACAUGAGAAUGUAAUAGAUUUGUAUACAAGUUUUUUGUUAUUUUGUUAUAUUGAUUAUGAACAGGUAAUACCAUAGUAAAGGGAACAUUUUUAUUUGAUGGUAGUGAUUGGUUUUUGCACUAGCUUUUGUAUAAUUUUAUCCCAUUGAAGUUUAAAUACCAGUUGUAGUCUUUUAUUUUUGACGUACUAGCAAAUAUUUUAUAUGUGAUAGAUUAAUUAUUAGUAUUAUAGAAUUUAUACUUUUUUACAAAACGUUGUGUGCAUAACACAGAAAACAAAAUUUAAUAAGUUUAUUUUGACUACAUAAAACGAGGUUUUCGAAAAGAAAUUGUAAUUUUACCAUAUAUUUGUUUCUUCUCGUCUGCGCUGUACUACCAGUGAAUAAAAUUGUAAAAAUAAUUCCAACAAUAAUUCUAAUUGCAAAGAACUAGAAAAUUCUUCAAAGCGAUAAAGAUGAUUACGACAAAGGAACUUUUGACAUCGUUAAAUACAUUAAUCUUUUACUUUUCUGUCGUUUUUGACAGUAUAAUCCGAUCUGAAUCGAAGUCUUUAUAACAUCGACUUUUUAUUCUUUCCAUUACUUGCAAGGUUUAUUCAAUGUUUUUAAGUCGUUAGUAAAUAUAUUUUUUACCACACGUUGAAUAUACACGCCAUAUAUUUUUUUCCACGAAACCACCAGAUCAUGGCUGCAUCGAACUUUCAAACUUUCUCUGUUGUAAUCUUUAUAGGCGGGUUGACAUUACCAGUGAAUAACGAAUGUGGCUCACGCUUACGUAUUUUGCCCCUGCUAUUGUUAGAUAUUUUAUUAUCUAUUUUCAAACUCGAGCAGUGUAUUUGUAUCUAUGCAUCUAUAAUAAAAUAUCUAACAAUAGCACGGGCAAAAUACAAGCGUGAGCCACGUUCGUUAUUCACUAGUAAUGUCAACCCGCCUUUAGACUUGAUCUUCUCACUUUCCACGAGCUUAAUUUUUUCUCGAUCACCACUAUCACUGGGGCGAAAUGGAGGGUUAGUAAGACAAUAAGAAUCUUAGGUAUUAUAAUAUAAGUAAGUUUAUAGUAUUCAAAGUGAUUGAGUCUUCAUGAGUUUGGUAAUUGCUGACGAGUAUACAACAGUGGUAUGAAUGUUCUUAGCAUAUAGUGAAAAUGAUAAUUUAUGUUUACGAAGAAGUUUUGUUUCUCAUCAUAAAAAUAUCUAAUAAUUAAUGCAUUUCAUCUAGAAGUGUUCCAAUGCCAUUAUCCCUUUAGAGCCGUGUUUUCUAAAAAUGUUACAAAAUUAUCUUUAGGAAGAUCUUCAACUUCGAGAAUAAAAUCUCGAUGAAACUGGGAGGAAGGUAGACAUUCCAGUACUGUAUUGACAAGAUCUUCCAAUAGGGAACUUGCAUAAAAUUUUAAAUUCGAAACAAAUGUUAUAAAUAAAUCACAACAGAACAUAAUUUAAAACAUGUAUCAAAGAUAAAAAAAAGUUGCUUUUGUGUUCCGUUUGGCCCCUAAAGACGAUUCUAAAUUCAAAUUAAAGCAGCUAGUCCAAAACGCGUCGUGACGUCAUAUGGUUAAUGUUUACAUUCUGCACCAACAAAGUAAACAAAAUUGUAUAUAAUUUUAAAUUAGACAUUAUAAACGUCAUGCGUCAGUAGAAAAACAGUUAGUGACGUCACAAGUGUUUUUGAUCGUUUGAACUAUUCAUAGAAAACUUGUACUUUUACAAAAUGGUUUUAUUUUCCAUAGGAAACCUUCUUUCCUUUCCUUCAAAAACUGUAUCAAACUCCAAUCUCAACAAACUGGUAUAUAUUAUUACAAUGACGUAUGUACGAUAAAUGUCAUUAGAAUAUUUUUUCUCUUAUUCCGCGACGACGAGCUGGCCAAAUACCCAAGUAGGUGGAGGCCAAUAAACUAAAGGAGAAGAAGAAUAUACCUAAAUAUAACCAUAGAUAUAACCAUAUUGUAAAACUAUGUGACGUCACGGGCUGUUUGAACUACAUAUUUCAAUAUCGCAGUAGAUGUUAAAUUUGUAUUUUUAAGUUAUUAUGAGUUUUUGAAGCGUGAAAUUUUGGAAAUCUCAUUUUUAAACAAAACUGAACAUUAUUAUGUAAUAAAAAAAAAUGUGCAAGUUCCCUAUUCUCCAUGGCAAAGACACUUAUGGGCAGUUGCAUUAUCCUUAUGGAAAAGUUUUGUUUUAUUUAAGCCGGGUGUGCUUUUACAAAUGCUUGCGACCAAAUUUAUUAGAAAUUGGGAGUAGUAUUUACCAGUUAUGGUUUUACCUUUUGCAAGAUACUCAACAGCAAAAUUCAUUUUGUGUUCCAAAAACACCAACGACUUAGUUCCUAUACUGCUAUUUCUUUUAAGUAGUGGUUCAUCCAUAUUUCAAUAUUCUACCACUGCUUUAAACGACUGCGGACAGUUAAUUGCUGCAUUGGAUGACUUGCAAUAUUAGGUACAUGAAGUCUAUUAGCACGUGUACAAACGUGAUGAAAAGAAUCACGGAACGCAAAUAAUUUUAGUAGUAUAUGAUGUUUUUAAUUUGAAUAAAGAUGUUCUCAUUUGUUGUGAUGUUGAUCUGCAAAUCUAAUAUAGGGCUUUUCAUUGAUUGUCAUUUGUUUCGACCUUCUGUCAUAUGUUGUAUAAUCUGUGUAUAAUAUUAAUGUGCACGGAUUACACGACAUAUGACAGAAGCUCGAAACAAAUGACUGUGAAUGAAAAGCCCUAUACCGGGCAUUUAAAGAAUAUACUGUUUUAUGUACAUUUUUUGAAUGUUUAUUAGUCAAAGGUUUGUUCAAAAAUUUAGUUAAAAGUAGAUUACACCAAUUUAAUAAGGGAAAGUACCCCGGAUAGUAAGUAGUUGUGUCUAAUUUUUGUAUGUGUAAUAUUUGAUUGUAUGGUAUAGGUCCCAAAAUAUGUCAUUGUAUUGCUCAGUGUUUUAUCGACGAACCGAAAGAAGAUGUGUACCUUUUACUCUUAGUAUAUAAUAAAAAAUAAUGAGUUCGGGGUAUUUUCCUUCGAAUUAUUUUAGUCAAUUCACAAGACAAGACAUAAUUAAAUUAUUCUUUUUAAGUUUGCUAAAGUUAACAACAUGCUGUAAACUAAUGAAAUUAUUAUUGUAUUGUAUAUAAAUAUUAUUGUAUUAUUAUAUUAACUAUGUAUAACUUACAACUGUAAAUACACAGAAUUUAUUUAUA
Messenger RNA from Diabrotica virgifera virgifera (western corn rootworm), 9285 nucleotides. RefSeq names its product phosphatase Herzog (gene hzg). Lineage: Eukaryota; Metazoa; Arthropoda; Insecta; Coleoptera; Chrysomelidae. The record is from RefSeq and is a predicted model, not a curated record. The transcript is spliced from 4 exons. Gene Ontology annotation, molecular function: RNA polymerase II CTD heptapeptide repeat phosphatase activity. The coding region runs from base 185 to 1099 and encodes 304 amino acids.